CCAAUCAGCUCGACCCACAAUACACAGAAACCGCCGCACCUAUAUCCGAACUUCUUUUAUAACCCUUUGACACGUUUUCUCUUCCUUUACCUUUGAUCGACUCGUCCAUCCACUAUGCUUCGUGCUAUUGUCAUUGCCGCCCUCGUAGCUGUAUGUUCCUCUCAGCUGGGGGACUUCCUUGGCAGCUUCGCCUGUCGUCGCUACCAGUACAGGAACUGUGACCAUGAGCGUGAACACCAAGAAUGUGGUACUGAUGGCGUUACUUACAGGAACCUGUGUGCUUUCACUAAAGUCCGAUGCGGUGGGAAAAAAAUUGACAUCGCUUUUCGUGGUUCCUGCGACAAACGCCCAACAACGGGUGGAGCAGGUUUAAGUGGAGAGGAGGCAGUCCUCGACUACUUCUGCAUCGAGUUGUCUCACGAGAAGUGCCCCAACGAGACCGAGACUCUGUGUGCAACUGACGGCAAGACCUACGCCAAUUUGUGCGAAUACGAGAAGACAAAGUGUACCCACCGUGAUCUCCACGUAGCUGAUUUUGGUGCAUGUUCGAGCUAGAUGACUGUCUUUGUCGUCUUAUGCUGCACCUGGAAACGCAAAACGAUUCACAAGAACUACCAGCCUUGAAUAAAAUCAUGAAAAGGGAA
Molecule: messenger RNA, 644 nt
Organism: Haliotis rufescens (red abalone)
Lineage: Eukaryota; Metazoa; Mollusca; Gastropoda; Lepetellida; Haliotidae
Product: follistatin-like
Exons: 5
Coding region: 115-555 (146 amino acids)
Biological process (GO): cell differentiation; multicellular organism development
Molecular function (GO): protein binding
Source: RefSeq, a predicted model, not a curated record